This is a messenger RNA of Candidozyma auris, 2496 nucleotides long. RefSeq names its product Sok1p (gene SOK1). The transcript has a single exon. NCBI's taxonomy places the organism in Eukaryota, Fungi, Ascomycota, Pichiomycetes, Serinales, Metschnikowiaceae. The record is from RefSeq and is a predicted model, not a curated record. Bases 1 to 2496 code for a protein of 831 amino acids.
AUGAACUCCCAACUCAACAACUCAAACGAAAACCAGGACCUGGUGUUUCAGGAAACGGACACCUUCAGACCGGUCUUCUUUGACUCGGGCGCUAAGCGCAACUCUUCGGCUCUGCUGAAGGACUCCUCCAAAAGAGCAAGGCUAGACGCCUCCGUGAUUGCCCCCAAGGAUAGACAGGACCACGAAGUUGUUACCGCAGAUGUCGACGACGACGAUGUCAUGGACAGGAACCCACUGCUGCCGCUGGCCAACGCGUCCCCGGGCAAACCUGCCAACCCGGCGCCUGCCCUCAUCAAUCAGCAUAGACAGAUUCACCACCGCCACCUUCUUCUCCAGCACCACCUAAUUUCCCAGCCUCUGCUGCCUACGCCUGACCUGCUGCUGGCUUCUGCUCUGACUGGCGUUGGUGUUGGUGUUGGUGUCGAUGUCGAUGUCGAUGUCGAUAUGGACGAGCCUGCCGGAAAUGGACCUGGGCAUGAUAGAUCUAGACAGACCCCUUCGAGCUCCAAGACUACAGGCGCCAGCAAAACGAAUGGCACUUCUUCAGCAGCAGCGGCGGCGGCGGUUGCUCACAUGUCGACUCCUCAGCCCCACAAGCUGCUGGUUGCUUCCAAAUUGCCCUCGUCACUGAAUAAGACUUCGCAAGUGUCCACCAGAUCCAAUACCCACAAAAACUCCAUCUCGAAAAAGUCUACGAGGGCUUUGCCGGUGGCCACAGGCUCUUCUUCCACCACGCUGAAGGCCCCCAAGUUUGUCAGAAGGUUCCGCUCCCGCUCCCUUCCUAUCAUCAACUACACUUCGCGCUCCCAGUUGUUCCAACAUCACAUGUUCCAGCAGCGUGUGCCACACCAGCAGUUAAUGCUCUUGAACGCCACCAACCUGCAAGCUCCCAACUUUUCUGCCUCCUCGUCCACUAAUCCGUCGUCGGCUCAGAGUCUGUCGUUUUUUCUGCAACCUUCUCAGUCCUCCUCCUCCUCCUCCUCCUCGGCGCUGCAUUACCACCACCAUCACCACCACCACCACCACCACCACCAUCAUUCCCCCGCCACUCCUUCGCUCCCUCCCAUUAAUUUACAGUCUUUGAAGGAGAUCGACUUGCAUGAGAUUUUGAAGAACCCCCAGUUGAGACACGACAUCCUCUUUGACCCCCAGUUGCAGUUUCGCCCCAACUUAGAUGGUGAGCGCGGUAGACGGAAGAAGACCAUAAUAGAGAAUUACUGGUCUGAGAUCGAGGCUGAGUGUAGGCAAUUCUUUGAUGGCCCCGUGAAGCCCAACACUGUGAAGCUUCCUCGCUUGCCCGUCUUAUUCACCACUUUGAGAGAUAUCUUGUUGUCACUUUUGCCAGUGAAAGAUCGUGCCCCCGUGAAUGAGAUUAUGGAUAUCGACUUGCUUGUGCAGCAGUUGUCUCAUGGCUCAUUUGACUUUGUUGCUAUGGCAAAGUGGCUCGGGGAAGUGUUCAAGUCGCAUUGUGCCCCAAUGAGAGACCAGUGGGUUUCUUACAUGAUCAGCAAGUUCCAGCAAUCUUACGAGGAGAACUCUGUGGAGAAGCUUGUUCAAGGUUUACGAACGAUAUUCUUCAUUUUAGAGGCUAUGAAGUUGGAUGUUGCUAAUCAUCAGAUCAGAAUCUUAAGACCAGUGUUGAUUGAAACUGCCAAUGAGUUCGAAAAGGACUAUUUUGACCAAUUGAUCACCCACUGUAAGAUCGAUAUCACCGACUCCUUAAAGUGGUACUACCGCAACUAUCACAAGAAGGCCGAUCUCGGCAAGGUUUUGAACAAGGAGAACAUGCUGGAUGCUGACACUAACAAAGCCAUCAUGGUUUCCGCCAUUAUCGACUUGCUCUCGUGCCGUAACAUGGCUACUGAGUUCCCACUGACUUUGGCAUUUGAUCACACGAGGUUGGUUUUGUUGAGAGCUGAUGUCAGACAGCAAGUUUGCGUUCAGUUGUGCGUUGUGCUUUUCAAGCAGCUUCUUCAUAACUACAAGCCCGCAGCUUCCUACAGAUCGAUCAGCUCAAAGCCUGAAUACAUUACCAAGGUUCAGGAAGAAGUAUUGGCUAUUGUUACAGAUGACAAUGGCAGUGUCAAGUGGACUAGAAACGUCCAGGCUAUCGCAUUGCAACUAGUUAAGAAUGUUGUCACUGAUCCUUCUACGGGCACCAAGGUGACAAAUAACUUGCCUCAGUCGAUGGUCGACUUCGGGUACAACUGGUUGAUCAAGCAGAUUCAGCCCAACUCCGAUGUUUAUGGCUUGAUGGAAGACAGAAUCUUCAAAGAGCUUCUCACUGAAAUAGUGGUGAACCUCAACUUCGACACUUCUAUCACUGCAACCACCUUGAGCAACGACCUCAAGCUGAGCUCUUCAGGCAAGAUCAAGAAGUCUGACCUGGAGAUGGGAAGCAUUGCAUCAAGAAUCUCGACUUUGGUCAAAUUUCACUGGAGCGUGUUUGGUGACUACUACACGAACUACGUGAAAAAGGGCAAGAUCAGUCUGUGA